Molecule: messenger RNA, 1818 nt
Organism: Papilio xuthus (Asian swallowtail)
Lineage: Eukaryota; Metazoa; Arthropoda; Insecta; Lepidoptera; Papilionidae
Gene: Rsph3
Product: Radial spoke head protein 3
Exons: 9
Coding region: 143-1192 (349 amino acids)
Cellular component (GO): cilium
Source: RefSeq, a predicted model, not a curated record
GUCACACACAAUUAAAUUCAUAGCAAGGAGGAUGGAUAGUUCGAUUUUUAAACUAGGGUUUGAAUGACAAUUUAUACGUCAUUAUUGAUAGUGCGUGAAGUGUUGUGUGUUUGUGUUUUGUGUUUGGUUUCCACCUGUUGAGAUGAGCAUGUCAAUGCGUUCUGUGCUCGUGGAGGGCCCGCAGCGGCCAAAGGGACCCUUCACGUAUGCCAGCACGCCAAGAGCGCUCUACAACAACAUGAAACUCAAGAAAGAUCCUUCAUGUGAAGAGGUGGGGCCACGAAAUCUGAUGCACGACCGGCGCGUGGUGCGCGGCAGCACAUUCGCGCCACAGACUGCGCACGCGCACGCUGCGGGCGAUGGUGCGAGCAAGUCACGGCGACGCGCGUUGGCCCGCCGAGCAGCGCUGGCGAGACUACGGCCUGGUACACCGCCGCCCGCACCCGGCCGGCGACACCUGCCGGUGCAGACUGACCACUACCUGCAGGAGCUAUUCGAUAAAGGCGUGGAGCUGGAGGUGGGCGUGCAGACGGACCUGUUCGCAGACCGGCCCGCAACGCCCAUCUAUGUGCCAGCGAAGACCGGCGCUGACGCCCAUACGCAGAUUUAUCCUGGAGAUUUGUUCGACUUCGACUUGGAAGUGCAACCUAUCCUGGAGACGCUGGUGGGCAAGACAGCGGAGCAGGCGUUGGCGGAGGUUGCUCAGGAGGAGGAGCUGGCCACACUACGAGAGCAGCAGCGUCGCUACCUCGAGCUGCGAGACGCCGAGCGCGCUGAGCGCCAACGACUGCUCGCGCAGGACAUACGUCUACAGGCUGAAAAGGAGCGUCGCGUCGGCGAAGCUCGACUGGCGCAGGUGGCGGCGGGUGAGGCGCGCGCGCGUGCUGCUGCGGCGGCGCUGGUGCAAGGCUACGUGGCUGAGCUGCUACCCAGCGUGCUUGCUGGCCUCCGCUGUCACGGUUAUCUCAUCGAGAGAAUACAGACUGGCAUAAACGAAGAGGUAAUGCCGUGGCUAAUACAAGAGGUGUCUCUGGAGAUUGAAUCCAUUAUCACAAGCCGCGAUGUCAUCACAGAGAUCGUGCGCGAGGUGGUGGAGACGCGCGCGCAAGCGCCGACGCCGCUGCACGUGCCCGACUCUCCAACGCCGCCCUCCACGCCCAGCAUGAUGCUAGAAGGAAUGGAAGAGGAAUAACGUUAGCGCCCUUUUAGCGUCACAAACUACGCUUACAGAAGAUUCUAGCGGGAUUUACGUUGUAGUAAAAUUAUCAAAUUAUAAUGUGUAAAUAUACUAGUAAUUUUAUAGUCAUCGUUUUGGUUAAAAAAAAAAGCAAUUGUUUGUUAUUUUAUCGUGUUUAAACUGAAGUUUUUAAAUAAAUGAAAAAAGGCAUAUGUAUGAAGUGAAUUAAGACGAAAAUUUAAUAUUAUUUUACAAGCAAAAUGUUGUGAAUUUUGAUUAGAAAUAUCAUAGAUGUAAAAUGUAAUAUUUAGAAAUAUUUAAUUACAACUUGGUAGAGUUAUAAAGGUACUACGAUAAUGAAAUUUGCGGCGCUUAGCGCAAUAUCUGUCAGACGAUAUGGAAAAAGAUUUAUAUAAACCUAAUUUUGUUUUAAAAUCGCUUCUAGACAAAGAUAUUUCUAUGUGGAAUCAUAACGAUUUCAAGAGCAAGUUAUUUAAAUUAAGAUUUCAUGAUAAAUUCUAUGUAUUGUUAAUUGUUUUUUAGACUACAAAUAUGUACAUAAAGCCUUUUAAAAUAGUGAUAGUUGUUUUGUUAUGGAAAUUAGUGUAAAUUGCAAACGUUUAAUAAAUAUGUUUAUAAUA